GUUUGUUUAACUAAGGGAUUUGAUUCAAUGGGGAGUCAAAGAGUGGUGGUAAUGGUGAUAGGGUUAGCGAUGUUGCUAUUGCGGGCUGCAGCAGUAACCACACCGAUAGAUUGCACCACGGUGGUUGGGCUCAUCUCUGCCUGCAACACUUUUGUCACUUACGGCUCGCCUGACCCCAUGCCUGGAUCCCCGUGCUGUGACGCGGUGGGUAGCCUGAAUAGCGUAGCUGAUUCAACUGCCGAUGGCCGGCAGAUGGUUUGCAAUUGCUUAAUGGGACUCAUCACUACCUACAGUCCUAAUGCCACUGUUAUUGCUACCUUGCCUGGUUUCUGUGGGGUCUCUCUUGGCUUCACUAUUGAACCCAACACUGACUGCGACUUCAUCCCAUGAGUUCGGAGAUUCAAGAGAAAAGGGUCCUUUUUUUUUUUAUGAAUCAUAUGGUUGCGGAUGACUAAAUAAGGGGUUUUCUCUUCACACUUUGCAAUGGAGAAAACUAUUGUAGCUUUUCGGUAAUUGAAACAGAUAGAUGGGUAAAUCUGUUUAACCAAAAAAAAAAAAAGAAAAAAAAAAACAAGAUCGAUGGAUAUAAGUUGUAGUCCAAAAAGCCGAAGGCUUCCUCUACAAUAAUAUUGAGCUUGACCAAAACAAAGCAUUGCAAUUUCACCAAAAACGAACAAGAGGAGUUCCCUUGUUAUCAACC
This is a messenger RNA of Rhododendron vialii, 700 nucleotides long. RefSeq names its product putative non-specific lipid-transfer protein 14. NCBI's taxonomy places the organism in Eukaryota, Viridiplantae, Streptophyta, Magnoliopsida, Ericales, Ericaceae. Gene Ontology annotation, biological process: lipid transport. The transcript has 2 exons. The record is from RefSeq and is a predicted model, not a curated record. Bases 28 to 390 code for a protein of 120 amino acids. Gene Ontology annotation, cellular component: membrane. Gene Ontology annotation, molecular function: lipid binding.